AAGCCAAGCAGAUCAAGCCAAGCUUUAUGAGGAGCUGGGUAUGUUGAGUUGCAGAGGAGGAGACAGAGAGGAGAUAGGAGAGCCAUGUCACCUGGGCGUAGGAUUCCAACCAAUGUCUUCAAGCUACAAGAAAGGAGAUUUGGACUCAACACUCCUAGUCAUUUUUCACGAGGCACCAAUGACUCCCUUGUCAAUCAGUUCUGACUUCAUGCAUUGACUGGAAGGAAGGAGCAACCAGGCUGAGUCCCCUCGCAUUAAUCUCUUCGCUUGCCUCCACGUUUCCACAAUCUCCCUUCUAGAGGCCUACAUCUCCUCCUCCUUCUCCUCCUCCUCCUCCUCCUCCUCCUUUUUUGAAAGAUAGCUCAGAGUCUGGGCUGUGGUGCAGUCCUACCCUGGUUCCCAGCAAGACUCAUCCAUGGAUGCUCAGGGAACCUUUUUCUUCUCCUGAUAUUGUACAGCUUUUGUAACAGAACAAUGUAUUUGCUUUGUAGGAUUUGCUAGAGCUUUUCAUUAAGACGGACAGAACUUGGCAGAAGACCAAAGGGUUCCUUCCGAUCUCUCAGAGGCUUCCUGAGACCGCAGAUGGAUGAGCAAGACACAGCUGGCCCUGAAGCAGGAAGAGGCCAUGCAAUCCAAACUGGGAGCAGUGAGGGAUUCUGGGAAAACUCUGGGCAGAAGAUCCUGGUAGAGGAGGACACCCUCCGCUCAGAGGUGCAGAGCCAGCAAUUCAGGCAGUUCUGCUUCCAGGAGGCCAAAGGACCCCGAGAGGUUUGCAGCCGACUCUACCACUUUUGCCAUCUGUGGCUGAAGCCAGAAAGGCACACGAAAGCUGAGAUGCUGGACCUGGUGAUCUUGGAGCAGUUCCUGGCUGUCCUUCCACCGGAGAUGGAGAGCUGGGUGAGGGACUGUGGAGCGGAGACCAGUUCCCAGGCGGUGUCGCUGGCCGAAGGAUUCCUCCUGAGUCAGGCAGAGGAGAGAAAGCAGGCAGAGAGAAAGCAGAAAAGGGAUCGUUUUGCAGAAAUGGAUCUGGAUUCCUGUGAGGCAGAGAGGGCUCCGUUGGACACCAGAGAGAGGCCACUGGGUGAAAGAAUGAAGCCAGAAAGACCUCCUGAUCCAUCUUUUCAUGGGGGCAGAAGGGAAGCAGCGGCUGUGGAACCAGAUCAGGGUCCAGUGUGCUUUGAAGAUGUCGCUGUUCGUUUCACAGACGAGGAGUGGGAGUUGCUGGAUCCUGACCAGAGAGCUCUGCAUAAGGACGUCAUGGAGGAGAAUUGGGGGAUCGUGGCCUCUCUUGAUUGUGAUGAAUUGGAAAUCAAGAUCAAAGGUGACCACAACACAAUCUGCAGAGUGGAGAAGGCACGUAAAAAUUUGGAAUGUGGAAAGAGCUGCAGUCAGAGCUCCCAUUCCAGUUCCCAUCAACAAAAUCUCAUUGGAAAGAAACCCCAUCGGUGCAUUGAAUGUGGAAAGAUAUUCAGUAUGAGCUCCUCUCUCACUUCCCAUCAAAGAAUUCAUACAGGGGAGAAACGCUAUCAGUGUGUGGAAUGUGGAAAGAGCUUCAGUAGAAGCUCCGAUCUCACUAAACAUCAAAGAAUUCAUACAGGGGAAAAACCCUAUCAGUGUGUGGAAUGUGGAAAGAGCUUCAGUCACAGCCACAAUCUCACUUCCCAUCAAAGAAUUCAUACAGGGGAGAAACCCUAUCAGUGUGUGGAAUGUGGAAAGAGCUUCAGUAGAAGCUCCGAUCUCAUUAAACAUCAAAUAAUUCAUACAGGGGAGAAACCCUAUCAGUGUGUGGAAUGUGGAAAGAGCUUCAAUAGAAGCUCCACUCUCACUAAACAUCAAAGAAUACAUACAGGGGAGAAACCCUAUCAGUGUGUGGAAUGUGGAAAGAGCUUCAGUAGCAGUUUAGAUUGCACUUCCCAUCAAAGAAUUCACAUAGGGGAGAAACCCUAUCAGUGCAUGGAAUGUGGAAAGAGCUUCAGUAGAAGCUCCGAUCUCACUAAACACCAAAGAAUUCAUACAGGGGAGAAACCAUAUAAAUGCUUUGAAUGUGGAAAGAGCUUUAGUAAGAGCUGCACUCUCACUUCCCAUCAAAGAAUUCAUACAGGGGAGAAACCGUAUCAGUGUGUGGAAUGUGGUAAGAGUUUCAGUCAGAACUCCUCUCUCACUUCCCAUCAAAGAAUUCAUACAGGGGAGAAACCCUAUCAGUGCCUGGAAUGUGGAAAGAGUUUCAGCCAGAGAGGCCAUCUGAAUACCCAUCAAAGAAUUCAUACAAGAAAGAAACCCUAUCGGUGCAUGGAAUGUGGAAAGAGCUUCAGUCAGAGCUUCUCUCUCACUUCCCAUCAAAGAAUUCAUACAGGGGAGAAACCCUAUCAGUGUGUGGAAUGUGGAAAGAGCUUCAGUAGCAGCUCCAAUCUCACUAAACAUCAAAGAAUUCACACAGGGGAGAAACCCUAUCAGUGUGUGGAAUGUGGAAAGAGCUUCAGUCACAGCCAAAGUCUCACUUCCCAUCAAAGAAUUCAUACAGGGGAGAAACCCUAUCAGUGUAUGGAAUGUGGAAAGAGCUUCAGUAUGAGCUACAAUCUCACUAAACAUCAAAGAAUUCAUACAGGGGAGAAACCCUAUCAGUGUAUGGAAUGUGGAAAGAGCUUCAGUAUGAGCUACAAUCUCACUUCCCAUCAAAUAACUCAUACAGGGGAGAAACCCUAUCGGUGCAUGGAAUGUGGAAAGAGCUUCAGUAGAAGCGCCGAUCUCACUAAACAUCAAAGAAUUCAUACAGGGGAGAAACCCUAUCAGUGUGUGGAAUGUGGAAAGAGCUUCAGUAGCAGCUCCUCUCUCACUAAACAUCAAAGAAUUCAUACAGGGGAGAAACCCUAUCGAUGCAUGGAAUGUGGAAAGAGCUUCAGUAUGAGCUCCCAUCUCACUUCCCAUCAAAGAAUUCAUACAGGGGAGAAACCCUAUCAGUGCAUGGAAUGUGGAAAGAGCUUCAGUAUGAGCUCCAGUCUCACUUCCCAUCAGAUAAUUCAUACAGGGGAGAAACCCUAUCAGUGUGUGGAAUGUGGAAGGAGCUUCAGUAGAAGCUCCGAUCUCACUAAACAUCAAAGAAUUCAUACAGGGGAGAAACCCUAUCAGUGUGUGGAAUGUGGAAAGAACUUCACUGAUAGCUCCAAACUCAUUUCCCAUCAAAGAAUUCAUACAGGGGAGAAACCCUAUCAGUGUGUGGAAUGUGGAAAGAGCUUCAGUAUGAGCUCCCAUCUCACUUCCCAUCAAAGAAUUCAUACAGGGGAGAAACCCUAUCAGUGCAUUGAAUGUGGAAAGAGCUUCAGUAUGAGCUCCCAUCUCACCUCCCAUCAGAUAAUUCAUACAAGGGAGAAACCCUAUCAGUGUGUGGAAUGUGGAAAGAGCUUCAGUAGCAGCUUCGAUCUCACUAAACAUCAAAGAAUUCAUACAGGGGAGAAACCCUAUCAAUGUGUGGAAUGUGGAAAGAGCUUCAGUCAGAGCUCCAAUCUCACUUCCCAUCAAAGAAUUCAUACAGGGGAGAAACCCUAUCAGUGCAUUGAAUGUGGAAAGAGCUUCAGUAUGAGCUUCAAUCUCACUUCCCAUCAAAGAAUUCAUACAGGGGAGAAACCCUAUCAGUGUGCGGAAUGUGGAAAGAGCUUCAAACAAAAGUCCAGUCUCACUAACCAUCAAAGAAUUCAUACAGAGGAGAAUCACGGAAUUGUAGAAUUUUCAAGCUUGAAGUGAUCCCUGGUGCAAUCUAUUUCACCCCUUGUGAUGCAGGCAUAGCAAGUAAAGCAUCCAUGACACAUGACCAUCCAACUUCAUUUGAAAACCUCAAAGAAUGGAAAUUCCAGCACUCCCAAGGGAGUCCAAUCCACUAACAGCUCUUGCUGUUAAAAAGUUCUUCCGCAUGUUUAGUCAGUCUUUUUUUAAAAAAAAAACAAAACAAAACUUGAAAGCAUUGGUUUGUGUCCUACCCUGUGGAGCAGGCGUCCUAUUGGGAAGACCCAGUUUUCCGAGUGCAUGUUCUGGAAGUUGGGCAAUAGGGGCAGUACAGGAUUCCUUUUGGCGUACCGACCUCCCCACUGCACCAAGGAUUCCCUGCCCGAGCUGCUCCAGGUCAUGGCGGAUGUUCUCCUGGAGACACCUAGUUUGGUUGUCCUAGGGGAUUUUAACAUCCACGCCGACA
Messenger RNA from Podarcis raffonei (Aeolian wall lizard), 4183 nucleotides. RefSeq names its product zinc finger protein 345-like. Gene Ontology annotation, biological process: regulation of DNA-templated transcription. The record is from RefSeq and is a predicted model, not a curated record. Lineage: Eukaryota; Metazoa; Chordata; Lepidosauria; Squamata; Lacertidae. Bases 583 to 3738 code for a protein of 1051 amino acids. The transcript is spliced from 6 exons.